This is a messenger RNA of Saccostrea echinata, 12049 nucleotides long. RefSeq names its product WD repeat and FYVE domain-containing protein 3-like. Gene Ontology annotation, molecular function: protein binding; metal ion binding. The coding region runs from base 178 to 10821 and encodes 3547 amino acids. NCBI's taxonomy places the organism in Eukaryota, Metazoa, Mollusca, Bivalvia, Ostreida, Ostreidae. The transcript has 71 exons. The record is from RefSeq and is a predicted model, not a curated record.
UUAGAUGCACGGAAGUAAAUACUUGGAAAUGGCAGAACUGGGAGACAACUGUCUGCUGAACAUUAACAUUGAUUGAAAAUGUGAAAAUAGAGAAAUAGAGACCUUACAUUUGCUGUUGAUAUCAUGUGAUUACCAAGAUCAUGAGGAUGCACUGGUAUCCACACUGAAAUUUUGAAGAUGAAUUACAUAAAGAAAAUAGGAGCUGGGAUGCGCCCUUCAGCUGACCAAAAAGACCGUGUACUGGGACUAACACAUCUCAGGAAGUUGUUUGCAGAAUUCAGACACCCAACAAGGAAAGCCACUCAGGAAGAACAGGAGUACAAGCUGUAUAAUAUGAUUCCUCUAUUUGUCAAAGUGUUUGGAGAAGUUCAUUCCAGUGAAAUGACAGAGAAGUUUGGUGAUGUUCUGCAAUUCUGUAGUCAUCUGUCCAAACUGAUGGUCACAGAAAUACGAAGAAGAGCAUCUAAUCAAAGCACAGAGGCAGCCAGUUGUGCUAUUGUCACUUUUCUGGAGAUGGAGUCCUCUGAGACAACAGGAAAUGGUUGGAUGCUAUUGACUGCCUUAAAUCUUCUUUCCUGUGGGAACCAGGCCCUGAUUGAUUGUAUGACUGCUGCGUCCCUCCCCUCCACUCUUGUUAAGUGUCUUUAUCUCUUCUUUGAUCUGCCGGAAAUUGAGGAACCAGACAAAUGUAAUCCCAACUCUGAAUUCACUGCUGAAGAAAGAAGGAUUUUGUUGCAAAAAGUUUUUGUCCAGAUUUUGGUACACUUAUGCAAACACACCUCCCCAGCUGAAGAACUGGCCCGAAGAGAUGACCUGAGUCUGCUGUUUAGUGCUAUUACCAGCUGGUGUCCGCCCCAUAAUGCUAUCUGGAGGAAGUGUGCUGCAGAAGUUCUGAUGACACUUUCCAGACAUGGACUGACACAGAAUGUUGUCAGAUAUAUUCAUGACAAGGGAUGCCUGAGACACUGUAUAGAGAACAUGCAGAGAAUACAGGAGUUAUCCCCCUUGGAACUGGUGGACAUGUUUGUGACUGUAUUUUGUUUCCUGAAGGACUCUAGUGAAGUCUCUCAUGUUCUACUGGAUGACUUCAGAUCGUGUCAAGGUUAUGUGUUCCUAUCAGAGUUUUUACUGAGGUUAGAGAAGGAUGAUGGGGAGGAAUCACAGCAGGCCCUGAGGAACCUCGUCCUGUUAAUGGGAACCCUGACCACCUCAGGCCACUCAGAAAUCAAACCAAGUCAGGCCUGCUCAGGGUCACUCUUCAAAAUGCCAGGUUUCUCUGUCCCACAACCAGUGGGCAAAGGUGUGAGUGUCCGGAACAUCCAGGCAUUUCAAGUAUUACAGUCGGUCUUUCUUAAGGCCAAUAGCAGUGUACUGUGCACUGUUAUACUGGACGUGAUCAAUAGUAUCUACCACCAAGACAACGCAAACUACUUUAUUCUGGAACCUCAGCACACUUUGUCACAAUUCUCUGAAAAAAUCUACACAAAACCAAAAGAUGUACAGGAAAAGUUUUUUGAACUGUUGGAGUUUAUCAUAUUUGAUCUGAAUUUUGUUCCAUGCAAAGAGUUGAUAAGCAUAAGCAUUCUCAUUAAAUCUAACCAAUCAGGUUCCUGUACUGAUCUGUGUUUUAAGACCCUCCAGCGAAUUCUUCAGUUUCAUGCAUUGUUCAAAGAUGUAUUCCGGGAAGUUGGAAUGCUAGAGGUCAUGGUAACUUGUCUUCGUAGAUAUGCAGCUCUGUUUGAAGCAGGAGAAGGACAAAAUCGGGAGCCCAUUUCAAAAGAACAAAAGGAAGUUGGCUGUUUAGUGAUGGAUUGUCUAACCUUACUUCUCUCAUCCAACCAAAGCAAUGCCAAUGUGUUCCGUGAGUGUGGAGGGGCACGCUGUGUCCAUGGAAUGGUACAGUAUGAGGAAUGUCGACAGCAGGCCCUUAACAUUAUACAACAGCUGAUCCUGUCCCCUCAAGGGGACGAUGACAUGGCCACACUGCUUGGACUCAUGCACACCUCCCCUGUACUCUCACUACAACUCAAAACUCAUAUACUCAAGGCCCUGCUGACUGUACUAAGAGAGAGCCACCGAUCAAGAACUGUGUUCAGAAAAGUGAAUGGAUUUGUGUAUGUUAUGUCUCUCCUGCUGUCCAUGGAGGGCUGCCUACUGGACCCUCCCAAAGCACCAUGGGAUUCAGUGGAGAGAACAAGUGUUCUAAGUAUACUCAAAACCGUGUUCAGCACUCUUACAGUGGCCAUGAGAUAUGAACCAGCAAAUGCCAAAUUCUUUGAGACACAGGUGCAAUAUGACAGUCUAACUGAAGCUGUGCGACUGCUUGGAUGUUUUUCUGAGGCUGUAGAUGUACAACCUCUCUUUGAUACCAACACCCAGGACGAUGAGGUCAAAGGCAAAGAAGAAUCAUUAGAUGCAGAGGUGGAUCAAAGCAGAGCUGUGUGGGAGGAUUUCUUCUGGAAAAGUCAUGAUAAUCAGAUUGAUGAUAAAACCCCAGUCCUAUUACAAUCUGCUGCUAUUAUGAUCAAGUUCUUGUACAACAUGGUACUGGAUACAUUUGACAGACCCUCAGCUUGUCUUCAAGUGCAAACAGACUCACCUGCCUUAAAGAGACUCACUAUGGUACAGGAGGAGGAAAAAUCUCACACAGCUUCCCCCAAACGAGCAAGCACUGGGAGCAUCACUUUCUCUGUAAACAUCCAGUGUGACCUUAUUAUUGUACACCCUGGGGCUGUGAUUUCUAUUCUUCAUUUGUUGCCAUCUGUGGAGUUUGAAGGACAAUUAACAACAUCAUUAGGCCUACAGAGCUAUAUAGCUGAGUUGCUGAAGGGAGUCCUGUAUACAGAGAGGAACCAGCAAAUCAUGUGUGAUGCGGGGAUGCCUCACCAGCUCCUGACCCUGGGAUAUGUGGCUCUAGCAGAUGACUCUCACCCUCUACACCCUCCAUUUCGAGCCAUGUUUGAAAGGCUGGCAGCUCAGGCAUUGACACCUAGAGAUCUUAGAGAUUUUUUGAGACUUGGAUCACCAUUGAAUUGUCGAUCUGUGGAUGAAAUGUUUGAUAGUCCCAAGAUGAUGGAAAACUCCUGGAGUCAAAACUGGCCAGUCAGUCGAGCAUCAAGUAUUGAUGAAAGAAGGACACCAAUUCAGGUGGAAAACAAACUGAAAACAGCUGGUGAAGCUGUUCCACUGACUCGAGUAAAAUGUUUAGUUUCCAUGACAACACCAAAGGAUGCCAGGAUCAAUGGUUCUGCUGUGACUCCAGCUUUUGUGGAGUUUGAUAUGACAACAGAGGGCUUUGGCUGUUUGUACCUCCCAAGUAUUGCCCCUCAAGGUCCACCCACCCCCUCUGUUGUUAGUGGUGUUGUUGGGGUGGAUUCCACAGUCAUCGGAGGGAUAGGAACAGGAGAGCGGAUAUUUCCACCUCAGGCUGGUAUGACAUUUUCCUCAUGGUUUUGUGUGGAUAAAUUCAGUGUGAUUGCUGAUGCUCAUCCAGUGCGCCUGCUGACCAUUGUCCGAAAUCUGCAAGGAAGAGAUGAAAACCUAGUCUGUUUGUCUGUCACCCUGUCCUCUAGAGAAAGAUCUCUUAUUGUCUCAACUCAAGAAACUCAUCUACCAAGCUCAGUGACUGGUCUUGAACAAGAACCUGAACCUGUGUUGAAUGACAAUUGUGUUCGAUUCUGGUGCCCUGAGUUGACACAGGAAGGACAGUGGCACCACCUAGUGUUAAUUUUCCACAGGGCAGGAAUAAUGAAAAACAGCAGUGUUAGUCUGUAUGUGGAUUCUGAGUUAGUUAGUACUCAAAAGCUGCAUUACAUUUCUCCCAACCUUGGUGGAGGGGGCACAGCCAGUCCUACAGCUUUUACAUCGGUGUAUGCCUAUAUUGGCAGCCCUCCACAGCUACGAAGAAAUUCUCGCCUUACAUGGAGACAGGGACCCUGCCAUCUAAUGGAAGACAUUAUAUCUAGUUCUGUGAUUAGCUGCAUAUACAAACUAGGACCAACUUAUGUUGGAAGUUUUCAGUCCACAUGCAUAGAUGAUAUAGAGAUGUCAGGUGCUCUAGUGUCUGAGGAGAAGCUAGUAUUUGGUGUUCAUGCACAUGCUGUCUCCCAAAUGACUAUUCUGCUUAUCAGGAAAAACUACAGCAAAGUGGAUAGCAAGUCCAUAGCAAGACAGUUGGCUAUGUCUGCUCAUGACAAUGCUACACCAAUUCGGAUCAUCCACAACUCUGCAGGUCAUCUGAAUGGACCAGCCAGGAGUCUUGGUGCAAUACUCAUAGGAUACCUUGGUGUUCGAACUUUCUGUCCACGACCCGUUGCCAAAAUGCUAGAAAACAUUGGAGGUGCUUCAGCUUUGUUAGGGUUGGUUGCCAUGGCGUCUGAUGUGGAGGAGUUGUAUGCUGCUGUUAAGGCUUUAGUUUGUGUUGUCAAGAGUAACAAAUCCACCUUGAAGGACAUGGAAAGGAUAAGUGGUUAUCAGCUGUUAUCCAUGCUGUACAAGAAGAAACAGAAUCUCUUAAACAGCCACAUUUUACACCUGACAUUUUCACUGAUUGGGACUGUAGACAGUGGUCGUGAAAGCUCUGUCAUCCCAAACAAGAAGGCUUUCCAGGACCUACUGUGUGAACUCGAGGUCUGGCAUCAUGCUCCCUUUGAUCUUCAGAGAUCAUUAUAUGAACACUUCUUUGAACUUCUCACAGACUCCAGUGAACAGAGCAGCAAUUUCCAGUUGAUGCGUGACCUUGGAAUGGUGGGCCGUUUACUUCACAUUUUAAAGGACAAUCAGUUGACCCCCGCCACAAUCAAAGCUAUCUCUAGUGAUAUUACUGUUCUCCUGCAGGGAGCCCCUGAUUAUGCCGCACUUCUAAAACUGGGACAAUUUACUGUGUCAACUCUUCCCUCCAUGUCAGCCUCUGAGAAGCAGAUAGUGAUUAAUGGGAUCAGCCCUACAGAUGAUACUGAUGGUGAUGUUGGUACAUCUAUGUACAAAAUCAAGAUGAGAAACAAUUGUUUGGAAAUUAUACUGGAGUUAUUGCAGGAUCCAUCUUCUGGAAAUAAUGUUGUACCAGAAGAAAUUCAGAAGGUUCUUGGAUUUGAUUGGUUGCUUCUCUUUGUCCAGCCACAUGUCCAUCAUAGCACAGUCAUCACUGCUCUUAGGGUGCUUCUAACGAUUUUACAGAAUCCAGCUUCAUUGUUGAAAUUCCGAGAGGGGACACCAGGUGGAGGCUGGCUUAGUAAUACAGAACCAGUUCUGAAGCAGCAUGUAGGAGUCAUGUUAGGUCUGAAUAUAAGCACCAAGAACACAGGGCAAAAACGUGAACUAAACCAGGAGGUCUGUAAGGUCCCUGGGUUCACAGCAUUACAAUGGCUACUCCCCAAGCACAGUAACAUACCAGAAGUAUACUUCCUAAUGAUGGCACUGUUACUAGGACAACAUGUAAACAAAUUACCAACUGAUGUAGAGCUGAAUAUAGACAAAGUAUGGACUGUGAUAUUUGGGGUACCAGCCAGUAAACCAGUCUCCAUAGCUGCCAAGGAGAAGCAUGCUGACCUAUGUCCAGAGGCAGCCUUUGUCAUUCUGAGCAUGAUCAGGAGCAUGCUCAAUCAGGACCAGGAGGAAUUAAGUGGGGCAUGGAUACAGGAAUACCCUGUUACACUGAUGCAGUUCUUUUUGUUUCUGUACCACAACCAGUCAGACUUCAUCCACCUAGCAUCCAGCCCUGAGUUCAUCAGCAACCUUGCUGCCACUUUAUUCCCUUACAACAUCGUGGACCAUGAUGUUACUACACCAACAGAAGAAUUUAAACCAUUCCCAGACACAGAGAGCUUUGUUAGAGUCCGCACCCCAGAAAAAGACAUGCCAAGUCUUUUAACAAGUCACCCUGCUCGUAAGUUUGUGGUGGACUUCCUGAGGACCAUUGUGGUGGACAGCUUCUCUCAGCAAGUCUCCUCCAAAUCGGGCAUCAUCCUGGACAUUGUCUUAGAUGCAUCUCCUGAGACUGCCACCAGGUCCCAGAGACGUGAGUACCAGACAGAGAUCCUUACUGUCAUCAUGGAGCACCUGCUGGCUGCUGAUGUGUUGCUCGGAGAUCAGGCUGCUCUCCCACUCUCAUCAGGAGGAAGUUACUCCAACAUGACUAACAAUGUCUUCUACUUUGCUAGUCGCCUUGUGGACAAAGUUUGGCAAGGUGUUUUUACAAGAGAAACAAAGGAGGUUUUUGAAUUCAUCAGUAAACUUAUUGCACAAGCCAAAAGAAAAUCUUCGGGUGUGUCCAUGGAUUUGAUCUACAAGUCACUCAACAGGACAAUUCUGUAUCAGCUGUCUCGGCCCAUUAAUAUAGUCUCUUCACAAACAACAGUAUUAGAGUCUCUACACAAGCUAACCUCAAACAGGACACUUAUAUUUGGCCCUAAGAACUAUGAUACGGAGUUUUUAGUUUGUCUGUGUUACUGCUUACUCCAGUUGACUGAUGAUGAUCCAGAAAAAGGCAUGGAAAAUUUGCAUGGAGGAAAGGCCUUAAGGACUACCUGGCAUCUUAACAUGGAUAAAGAUGAAGCAAAUGGAGAUCUGGAGGCUAAUUUCAGCCAUUUUCUGAAGGGGUCAGGGGUCAUGGAAGGUCAUCAUAAUUUGGUAAAAGCUGCCAAGCGAGUAUGGGAGGAGCUAUAUGCCUGUAAAAAACCAGCUUUGGAAGAGAUCUUUAAAACACAGCUGAAUAACAUUGAUGUGACCCAUUCUACCUCUGUAUCCUCUCCAGACAUAAAUAGUGUCAGAGGUUUGAUACAAGAGUAUGCCUCUAAGGUGUGGGUAACGUAUGCAGAGAGUGAAAGAAAAUGUCAUGCAUCAUAUGCAGAGAGGCUUCCUACUCAGAUACAAUCAACUCUCCAGAAAGUGGGCAGUGGUGUCCUGAGAUUGGCCACAAGAAAAGGAAAGAAGGAAAUGCCUUUGAAAGUGUCCCCAUGUUCUAAUGUCCACAUGACAGAUUUCAUAUCUUGGACUUUGUCCCACAUUUCUAUUGUGAAGGAUCUUGUUGAGUUACAGUAUCAGCAAUAUCUCAAGGCCCAGGAGCAUAUGGAGCGCUACCUUCUGGAGGAGUGGACACAGAGAGAGGUGGAUCUACUGAGGGAGAGGGGCCUCUGGGGCCCAACAGUGGGGUCAAGGCUCAGGAAGUGGAUGCUUGACAUGACAGAGGGUCCUAGUCGCAUGUUGAAAAAGAUGAUUCCAAAUGAUUGGUUUUAUGCCCACUACCCAUACAGGCCAGAUAUGGAAAAUAGUCCGCUGAAGUACAAAAUUGCAAUGAGCUAUGACAGUAAGGAGUACUUUGAGAGAUUCCGGUCCCAAACCCUUGUAGAACCUGAUGUCCUCCCCAUUAUGAGAGGAGUAGAGGACACCAGUGAAACGGAGAGUGUGGAUGAGAAGAUACCAGAUGUUUCAGAUAUAACCAGAAUGACAAAGCUCCUUGGACGUCCCUCCAAACAAAGGCAAGUGGAUGUGGAUGAGGAAUCUGAGGAUCCAUCUUGUGUGGAGAAUCUAACAGAGAUGGAAAAAGAAAACCAGGGGGAGGAGUUACGUGGAGAAGAGGGUAGGGAAGGACCCACAGAGUCCUCAGGGACCAAAACAGACAAUAAUCAAACCAUACUCAGAAUAUUAGGGGAAGGGGAAAAGAUAACAAAUAUAUUUCGUUGUGCGAGGAUACAAGGACUGGACACUGCAGAAGGUCUGUUGUUGUUUGGAAGGGAACAUUUCUAUGUGAUUGAUGGAUUCACUAUGCUAAGGACUCGAGAGAUUCGGGAUAUUGACAGUCUGCCUCCUGAUUUACAUGACCCAAUCAUUCCAAAGGCAUCCAAAGGAAGUGGAACUCAGAAACGCUUAUGCAGUAAGUUUGCUUAUGAGGAUAUUCGUGAAGUCCACAAGAGACGGUACUUGCUUCAACCAAUAGCUGUAGAGGUUUUCUCUGCAGACGGGAGGAACUAUCUCCUGUCCUUCCCAAGGAAACUGAGAAACAAAGUGUUCGCAAAGUUCAUGUCUGUUGCCACAGCAAUGACAGAUAGUGCCCUGCAGUCAGUAUCAGGGCAAAAACAGGGGGCCAAGAUAGAAGCUGGAUCUGGUAUUAUUAGUUCUCUGAUGGGUGAAAAAUCUGUCACACAAAGGUGGGAGCGAGGAGAAAUUAAUAACUUCCAGUACUUGAUGCAUCUGAACACUCUGGCUGGACGAUCUUACAACGAUCUGAUGCAGUAUCCGGUGUUUCCAUGGAUUGUUGGUGAUUAUGAUUCUGAGGAACUAGAUCUGUAUGAUGAAAAGACUUUCAGGGACCUUAGUAAACCUAUGGGUGCUCAAACACCUGGAAGACUACAGCAAUUUAAAAAACGUUAUCAAGACUGGGAUGAUCCUCAAGGGGAGACUCCACCCUACCAUUAUGGCACCCAUUACUCAUCUGCCAUGAUUGUAGCUUCUUAUCUAGUCAGAAUGGAACCAUUUACUCAGCACUUCCUCUCCCUUCAGGGAGGACAUUUUGAUCUGGCUGACAGGAUGUUUCACAGUAUACGAGAAAACUGGUACUCAGCCGCCAAGAACAAUAUGGCUGACGUCAAGGAACUUAUCCCAGAGUUCUUUUAUCUGCCUGAGUUCCUGAGAAACUCCAAUAAUUUUGAUUUAGGAGUCAAACAGAGUGGUGUUGCAUUACAUGAUGUAGUACUUCCUCCAUGGGCCAAGGGGGAUCCCAGGGAGUUCAUCAGGGCACACAGAGAGGCCCUUGAAAGUGACUUUGUGAGUGCACAUCUUCAUGAGUGGAUAGAUCUGAUAUUUGGAUACAAACAACAGGGACCGGCAGCUGUGGAGGCGGUCAAUGUCUUCCAUCACUUGUUUUACGAAGGAAAUGUAGAUAUAUACAGCAUAGACGACCCACUGAAGAAAAAUGCAACCAUUGGGUUCAUCAAUAAUUUUGGUCAGAUUCCUAAACAGCUGUUUAAAAAACCCCACCCCCAGAAAAAACUGGCUCUGCGGCUAAAUGAGGCAUUACCCAUGGGUGUUGUUCCCAGUCAAGACAGAUUGUUUUUCCACAAUGUGGAUAAUCUAAGACCAGCAAAACAGGCCAUCAAAGACCAUAUGCUUUACAUGAAAGUAAAAAGUGCCGUAGGACAAAUCCUUGUCACAGAUCGAGUUGUCAUGGCAGUAGAACAAAACAAAGUCAUCAUUCCAAACACAUACCAGAAAUACCUGUCUUGGGGAUUCUCAGACCGUAGUGUUCGCAUAGGGACGUACGACUCUGAAAAGGUGUCACAAGUGUUUGAAUGCCUGGACAAUGGAGAAAUUCUGUGUGCUACUUGUCCCAAUGCUAGAACCUAUAUUACUGGAGGAACUAGCUGUGUGGUCAAUGUAUGGGAGAGCAGACAGAAGCGCCUGACCCUGAAGCAGCCUCUUUAUGGACACAUAGAGGCGGUCACCUGUUUGGCAUCAUGCCAGGGCUAUAACAUGGUGGUCAGUGGAUCCAGGGAUAAGACCUGUAUCAUAUGGGAUCUAAGCCGCUUGCAGUUUGUCCGGCAGUUAAGGGGUCAUUCUGGUCCUGUAGCUGCUGUUUGUAUCAAUGAACUCACUGGGGAUAUUGCUUCCUGCUCUGGCACAUACCUGUAUUUGUGGUCCAUUAAUGGGGAGGAGAUAGCCUGUGUCAACACUGCUCCUCCACAGAACAAUCAGCAGAUCCUGUGUCUGGCUAUGUCACAGAUGUAUGAGUGGGACAGCAAAAAUGUAAUUUUAACAGGAAGUAAGGAUGGUGUAGUCAGGAUGUGGUCAGUGGAAUAUGUUCAAGUGCCAAAAGAGGAGAAAAAGAAUCUCAAAGUUGAGGAGAAAAGCCCAACUGAAAAACAAAAAUCACCAAAUCAACAUGAUGCUUUCAAGGACAUUCAGACAGCUGCAGAUCGAUUGAAAGCUCUCAAAGAUCUGAAGAUGGAGAGUAAAGAUGUGGAGUUAAGCUCCUCCGUGGAUAGUGAGAGUCACAUGGGUUUACAUGCUCCAACACAUGCUGCUAUGUUGGAGCAUGAGGACAGUAUAGUCAGCAGUGUCAGUAAUGCGACUCCUCAGAAUGAUGAUGCAGUCAGUGUAGACAGUGAGGACCAAUUGUCAGUCAAGUCCUCGGAUCCCUCUUUAGAAACAGCCCUCGAGGCAGAGGAGUACCUAAGUAAUUCUUCCACAGAUUUUGUUAAAGGGGGAUUGAGUGAUCGCAGUCAGAGUCAGCCAGACUUCAAGGACACCCUGAAAGAAGCAGACAUCAUGGUCAAGUCUGUGUCAACAGACUUUGAGGUGAUAUCAGACUCUGAAGUGCAAGGAACACCCAAAACAAUGGAAGACUUGCUGAAGAAAUACAAAGGAAAUCCCAGAAAUUACCUGAGAGAAGGCUUUAAAUGGCAGAGACAGCUGAUGUUUAGAAGCAAACUGACCAUGCACACUGCUUUUGAAAGAGAUGACAACAAGGAGCCAGCUGUCAUCACAGCAAUAGCAGUGUCCAAAGAUCACCGUACUGUGUAUGUUGGAGAGGACAAAGGUCGAGUGUACAGCUGGACUGUGACGGAUCAGCCAGGUCGAGUGGUCGCGGAUCACUGGAUAAAGGAUGAUGGAGUUGAAAAGUGUCAUUCCUGUUCUGUCAGAUUCUCUUUCUCAGAACGCAAGCAUCACUGUCGCAAUUGUGGGAAGGUAUUCUGUUCAAGAUGCAGUCGGUAUGAAACAGAAAUUCGUCGCCUGCGUAUCUUGAAGCCUGUUCGUGUAUGUCAAGCUUGCUACAAUAUAUUGCGGGCCCAGCAAGCUGCAGAUGCAGUUUCACAAAAUAAGAUUUGACGAUCAGUAUUCUUGGCAUCUGAGAUUAUGAUCUAAAAAUUUGUCAAUUGUAGAGCAGCAUUCUGUAGAAUUCCUUCAACCAUAACUCGAGGGUUCUGUAAACUGUAAAGCAACUUUAUACAUGUACCAUUUCUACGUGGUGUUCAAUAUAUGAGAGGUUAUGUUCUUUGUCAUUUAUUCAUGUUUUAGUAUUUAUUGUUCCAGAGAGCUAUACUAAGGAGUUGUCGGAUAUUAAUACUAUGUUCUAGUCCCAUUAUGUAUUGAACUUUGUACUUUGUAUGAAGGUAGAUAUUGAUCCUUAAGAGUGUAGCUUUAAGCUUACUUAGUAAACAUAUGCUUCACCUUGUAGCUGGGUGCUUUAUGCAUUGUUAUUUAGGUCAUGCUUGUUUUUAGGUUGUUAACAAAACAAAACUAUGUGAACAAUGUGCAGCAUAAAGAUGACUGCAACAAAUUUUAUUCCAAAUGCUGACUGUGAUAUUUUUAAGUUGUUGUAGCAGGUUUAGUGCACCCUUCAAUGCUUUCAGGAAAAAAAAACCUUGUUUAAUGAUAUUUGAAACCAUGCAAUAUACAAGAGUGCAAUAUAAGAACAAAAUAGCUAUUUUAAAGAAAACCUUUUCUCCCAUUCACCCCUUCAUUGAAUUAACAAUAUACAUGUACCCGUAUCAAAUAUGAUAUUGAUUAAAUUAGUUUUAGUGAGAGAGCAAACCAUUGUCUUCAGGUUUACAGAAUUGUGUUUCCAUGCUUCAGUAUGGUAUGCUUUUGGCUUUAUUCAGAUUAUCAGAAUCCUGUUGUACAUUUACAUCAGUACAGAUUAAUUAAGGUUAUCCAUUUUUCAUCAGGCCAUUACUGUAAUUAUAGCAUAUUGUUAUUGAAAUUGAUACAUCCAUCUCUGUUUUCAAGAAUAUUUUACCAUUUUCAUGCUGAUAAUUAUAGACAAUUGUAAGACAGGUGAACUAGGAAUUAUAUCAAAAUGUGCAUCAUUAGCAAGCAAUCUAGUUAGUUACUAAUUACUUUGCUAUUUUAUGUAGACUGUUAGUGAAUCAAUGAAUGUUUGUAACAGAAUUUGUCACAAGUAGGAAUUGUUAACAAAGAAGUGAUGGUAAAGGGGGACAACUCUUGUACACAAUGAUAUAAACUUUAAAAAAGUUUAACUUCAAGUCUCUUGUUUUCUGUCUAACUUUGUGUGUUUUGUGCUGAGGUCAUUUCAGUCAAUAAAACAGAAAAUUCA